Messenger RNA from Aspergillus piperis CBS 112811, 1211 nucleotides. Its product is annotated as ureidoglycolate hydrolase. The coding region runs from base 319 to 1083 and encodes 254 amino acids. NCBI's taxonomy places the organism in Eukaryota, Fungi, Ascomycota, Eurotiomycetes, Eurotiales, Aspergillaceae. Gene Ontology annotation, molecular function: ureidoglycolate lyase activity; ureidoglycolate hydrolase activity. Gene Ontology annotation, biological process: allantoin catabolic process. The record is from RefSeq and is a predicted model, not a curated record. The transcript has a single exon.
UCAAUGAUGAAAAGACCCCUUCUAAUAGCAGAGCAACGUUGAUCUACUCCUCUUCUCCUACCCAAUCAAUCUGACGUCGGGCCCUUCCGACCGCCGAUCUUAGCGUCGAUACUAUGACGGCGACUCCCGAUGCCCUUCUGGGGUACUUAGAUAACAAAUCAUCACCUCAUCCCGCUCUUCUCCUCUCGUUCCCCAUCUAUCAAACCACUCAAUUCAACCAUUCGGGCAGGUCCCCUACCUUCAAUACUUCUUUCACACUGUACAUUAUUUCUUCUUGCAAAUAACCCGAAAAAGAACAUAUACUUCCAACACACAACAAUGCUGCCACCAACCCUUACCACCAGUCCACUCCUCAACCUCACCCCCGCUCCCCUCACUCCAGAUGCCUUCUCCGAUUUCGGCACAGCCAUAUCAUCUCCUCUAGCUCGCAAUAUCACCACUCCUCCACCAGGGAGUACCCUGGAAACGCUAUCGCCCGUCCCCGUCCUUGCCAAUCAAUCCUCUGCCCUGAAGUACAGCCCGAUCGGUCCAAUGACUGAUAAUUACUCCACCGCUCCGAGCGGCCAGCCCUCUUCCGCCCGCAUGACUAUGUUCUCGUGCUUUCCGCGCAAACUCCGCACUGUCGCCCAUAAGAAUGUGAAUGUGUUUGACGUGCGCAUUCUGGAAAGACACCCCUACACUACGCAAACUUUCACCCCAAUUGAUUUGUCGAGUCAGUUGAAGACGUCAGGCGCGGGAGGCGAGGUGGAGGAGGAGCCGUUCUACUUGGUUAUUGUGGCGCCUUCCUUGAAGGGCACUACGGCUACUGCGAGGACGGACGAUGGGAAGACUGUAAAGGUGGUUGAUCCGCCGGAUCUGAGUCGGUUGAGGGCCUUUGUGGCUAGGGGUGGUCAGGCUGUUACGUAUGGGGCGGGAACGUGGCAUGCGCCUAUGGUGGUUAUUGGGAAGAGGAGGGUGGAUUUUGUGGUAGUGCAGUUUAUGAAUGGGGUUGGGGAUGAGGAUUGUCAGGAGGUGAGGUUUGGGGAGGGCAUCGCUGUAGAAGUAUCGGGCGAGGGAACUAAGAAGGCUCUGGCGAAGCUUUGAGAACGGUUGCAGUAAGGGUGGAAGCUUUUGCGGGGUAUGUGGUUCAUUGUACCUUCUUAUCAAAAUGGCUAUUGUACAUAGAUUGUGAAUGAUAUGACAUUACUGAUGGUAUGGGCAGUUUCAGGCUC